GCGUGCUUUCACUUGGCGCACAUCAAAUUGAAGGGACCUUCCAUGUGCUUUGUGUAUCAGAGGUAACGAUGAAAGCAGAGACAGUGCCCGUGGAUUUGUCUUGUCCCGUGUAAUCCCGACAGCCAUCACGUUUGUUCCCUGUCCAAUUGAAUUCCAGCCCUCUGCCGAAAAAGCUGCCCGGCCUUAGGUUCACAGGGACAAGAUUAGUGUUCUUGAAGAUUACGAAGUCCUGAUAGUAUCGAGCUUUCAGAAGUUUUAACGUACACUGCCAGUGUGUCAGGAGAUGACUGUAGAAGAGCAAAAUAUGAAAGUUUCUAUUACAUGAUUAGUGUUCGGCUCGUUAGCUGCAAAUUCAGAAUUAGUGACUUAUUUUUUUUAAGGCAAGCUGAGCAAAUGGCACUGCAAAGAGGCAAAAAGCAGUGUUAUAUGGAGCAAAGCGUAGAGUGACAUUGAUGAUUGCAUUUCGUGGUGUCUGAAAGGCUUUUCUGCAGUUUUUCCCUCCAGUAAUGGACUUAUGUGCUACAGUGCUUUUUCAGAAGUUUGUACUUUCCACAAUAUCAUAGAAAGGUUGGGGUUAGAAUCAUAUAGUUUCACGCCCCCAAAGGCGUCUUGCUUUUCUUCUCUCCACCUUUCAACACGUUCUUUUAUGUUACAGAAAGUAAGCAGUGUUGUAUAAUGUGGUCAAAUGAAUUUGCAAUCUAUUGUAGUUUCAUCAGUGAAAUAGUUUCAGUAAAAGUAAUAUACUUUGAAGUUGAAUUUUAGAUCCUUCUGGCAGUGUUUUUGGAUAUAUUUUUUCCUCCAGAGUAGGAAAAAAAAUACGAAAAUGCUAAUUUUGAAAUUCAAAACUUGUCUGCUUCUGUCCUCUUUGUGAAGGAAGGGACUUUUAAUAGGCCUUUUAUGAGAGGGAUGAUAGUUUUGAGGAAGUUCGGUACUACUUGGGAUGAUUUAUUAACUGUAACAAUUCAUUUCCUUGCAGUGGUGAGCUGUUUUAAAGGGACAUGUUAAAUUUCAUCAGAAAGCUUCUUCCAAGGAAAAAGGCUGUCAGGGGCAGAAUCACGUUGGAAUUCUGCUGUGGUCUCCUGAAUGGGCGGGUUUGCUUUCACUUGAGAGAGUCCAUGGGAGACGUGUUCCCAGGCAUAGCUGGGUAGUUAAGUCAUUUGGAUUCUAAUUUUGUGAGGACUCGUAUCACAAGCAUGUGCAUGAGAUAUUGUAAGGCUGGGCACUACAAAUGGUGUGUGUCAUCUGUGUUUUACUUAGCGCAAUGGGGCUGGCUCUAAGCUGAGAGACAAGCCCAUUUGCUCAUGCAUGUGACUGGGUCAAACAUAAUAGUAAGUCACUGAGUUGAAAGUCUCAUUCGUAGUACACAUUCCUCUAAAACCCCAGUAUCUUGAACCUUCCUCAUGUUCCUGUCAGAAAAAUUAUUUUCAUUAAAGCCUACCUUAAGGUACAUAAUAGGUUGUCUUCUUAACCUGUCACAGACUUGAAUGGAUGUAAUGUGAAAAUCAACUUGUUCAUUCUGGAGGUUUAAAUUACUAGUUUUGAAAUGUUGCAUAAUGUCUGGUUAUUUUAAUUAGAAAAUAAAUGGUCUGAUAUGAUACUGUGUUUUUUGAGGUUAUAUGGAGAAUGCAUAGAUUGCAAAAUGAUUUCUUAGAGACAAAUCACAGUUCCCAGGUUUCCCUUUGGGACUAAGAGCUUGUGGAGUAUUUGAGGCUUUCAGAUGAAACUUUUAUGAGGCAUAAAUGUUUAUGUUGAUGAGAAUGUUAAAAUAUAGUAGCUCUUGGGCUCUUGACAAGGAUCACCUGUGCACUCAGCAAACAUAGAAAGCCUCCAUGGAGGAGCUUAGAUUUAAAUCCGUUAGGUGAAUUGCCAGGUCAGGUUUCAUUCCCAGCCUUUCCCUUUGACAAAUGUGCUCUCUGCAUAACCUGGCACACUUCCUCUCUCUCACAAAUGGAAGAUUGGGUACAAAGCUUAUCCUCAGGUCUCCCACAGGACUGUGUGGGUCGUUUUGUUAGCAGAAGUGGAAGUUACACCUGUGAAUCACUGCUCUCGCGUGUUACAUCCAGUGUUACCAAGCAGUCAGCCCUUCCAAGAGCAAGGUGUGUGAAAUUCAAGCAGGGGAUCUGAUCUUGCUACAUAGGAAAUGAGAAGCCUGACAGUGUGACCUUCCCUGCCUGCAUACUCUUUUCUUUGAAGAGAACUGGUGCCCAAACCUCGUACACUACAGAAAAACUGAAGACUGCCCAUCUCUAAUUAUCUUCUGAGGUUAAAUAGUUUGACUGGAGUGACUCUGUCUAAUCUCUGAUACUUCCAUGGGAUUAUGGCAGUACAGCAUACUUAAAACCUGCGGUUUAUAAGCAGUGUCUUUCAGUGUGUUAGCUUAUACUUGGUAGGAUGUACUUGAAAGAGUUUGAUUUACUGGAAUCUUGUAGUGUCCCUGCUUAGGAGAAUUACAGCUGUUGUUUUGUUAAUGCUGUUCUGUUUAAUUAUGCAAGUAUAUGUAUUAAAAAGACUACUCAAGUGAGAAUUUUAGGCAUGAGAUCUUUUCUUUAAAUGUGUUUUCUUUCUGUUCCAGGAAAAACAGCCCUUUUGGCAUUUGCUGCCCUCAGUUGCUAGAAUUGAAAUGGUGAGGCUGAAGGUUUUGAAGCAGAUGUUGGAAGAUGUUAGCUGUGGAUACUGGGGUUGUGGAGGAGUGGUUAUCAGAGUUCAAGACACUGCCAGAAGCAUCCAUAUCCAGCUAUGCUACCAGCUUGAAAGACAAGACUGCUUUGAUUUCAUCUCUUUACAAAGUAAUUCAGGAGCCACAGAGUGAACUUCUGGAGCCAGUUUGCCAUCAGCUCUUUGAGUUUUAUCGCAGUGGAGAGGAGCAAUUGCUACGGUUUACACUGCAGUUCCUGCCAGAAUUGAUGUGGUGCUAUCUUGCUGUCUCAGCCAGCAGAGAUUUGCAGAGCAGUGGAUGCAUAGAGGCUCUUCUCCUAGGAGUUUAUAACUUGGAGAUAGUUGACAAAGAAGGACAUAGCAAAGUGCUGAGUUUCACAAUUCCAUCAUUGUCCAAACCUUCCGUCUAUCAUGAACCUUCCAGCAUUGGCUCCAUGGCUCUCACUGAAGGAGCUUUGUCACAGCAUGGUUUGUCCAGAGUUGUGUACAGUGGACCUCAUCCUCAGAGGGAGAUGCUGACAGCCCAGAACAGGUUUGAAGUGCUGACUUUCCUUCUGCUCUGUUACAAUGCUGCCUUAAGCUACAUGCCUCCAAUGUCUCUUCAGUCAUUGUGUCAAAUUUGUUCAAGAAUUUGUGUGUGUGGAUAUCCUCGCCAACAAGUGAGAAAGUACAAGGGAGUCAACAGUAGGAUUCCAGUUUCAUCUGAAUUCAUGGUGCAAAUGCUCACAGGGAUCUAUUAUGCCUUUUAUAAUGGGGAAUGGGAUCUGGCUCGUAAAGCUAUGGAUGACGUUUUGUACAGAGCACAGCUUGAACUGUAUCCAGAGCCUCUGCUGGUUGCUAAUGCAAUAAAAGCUUCACUGCCUCAGGGUGCCAUGAAAUCUAGUAAAGAAGGUGCAAGAUGCAUUCAGGUUGAAAUUACCCCUACUUCAUCCAGAAUAUCAAGAAAUGCUGUGACUAGCAUGUCUAUAAGAGGGCAUAGAUGGAAAAGGCAUGAUAAUUCUGAUUUAGCAAUUGAAGAAGAACUGAUAGAAGUAUCUGAAACCGAUGAAGGGUUUUACUCUAGGGCUACUUCUGGUACAAGUCAGUCUGCCCUGUCUAACAGCAGCAUCACGAGCAGCAAGAACCUCUUAGGGAAGAGCCAACGAAGGUCUGGAGGAAGCAAACCUGGAGGGAAAGAAAAAGAAGGGGAAACCUGCAGAGAGCAUUUAUCACGGAAACAAACUCAGAGAGCCAUGAGUGAGAAUCUAGAGCUUGUCUCUCUGAAGAGACUGACACUGACAACCAGCCAGUCCCUGCCUAAGCCUGGCAGCCAUAGCCUGGCCAGAACGACCACUACUGUGUUUAGUAAAUCCUUUGAACAGGUCAGCGGUGUCCCAGUUCCAAAUAAUCGUGGUGGCGUCUCUGGUACAGAGGCAAACAGGUUUUCAGCUUGCAGUCUUCAGGAGGAAAAAUUAAUAUAUGGAACAGAAAGAACAGAUCUUCCUAUUAUAAGCAAACAUCCUAAUCAGCAGCGGCCUCCUAGUAUUAGCAUAACUCUGUCAACAGAUUGAUAUUAAAUUGGCCAGUAUAAAAAAUAGAUUACUGAGACUUUAUCCUGAUACUGGUACGUUAAGCUCUUAAUAUGCCAUACAUUACUUCCUUGAGUCUCAAACCCGUAAAUUCUUACUUGGCACAUGCUUGACAGUAAUAGUGGAUAGACAACAGUUGAAAUUAUUUUGAGUCAACUUCUGUUAGCUUUACAGCUUCAUGAAAAGUUUAUACCUUCACCAGCUGAACAAGUGUUAAUUGGUUGGUUGCCACUGACCAAAGUGUGUGGCUUCUUACAGAUGUACAAUGUGGGAACAAGGAGAGUGUCUCUCCCAGAUUCUACUUUUUGUCUUCCAGUUGGCAUAGGCAAAACUGCAAGUACUUAGGGUUUUUUUAGUCUUGCAGUAUUGUUAUGCAAUUUUGGAAGAGCAUUGUAAGAACAAACAUUGUC
Messenger RNA from Sturnus vulgaris (Common starling), 4633 nucleotides. NCBI's taxonomy places the organism in Eukaryota, Metazoa, Chordata, Aves, Passeriformes, Sturnidae. The record is from RefSeq and is a predicted model, not a curated record.